AUGCGUCUCAUCUGGGGGUCGAGACAUCAGACAUCAAUCUCUGGUUCCAUCACCGGCGACAACACGAGUUCCGGGGAAGAGAUACGCAUGAUUCUCGCGGGCCAUCUACAACAACUUCUAGAGAUCUUUGUUCCUGGAGAGACCCUACUAUUAGAUCUCAGGUCGCCAUCCGACUUUGCGAAAUCGCACAUCCACGGGGCCGUAAACCUACGUGUGCCCCAGAGCUUCCUCAACAUUGCAGAUUUCCACAUGCUCGAACGAGCGUUUGCAGACGAGCAAAGCCGGAGAGCGUUCUCGAGAUGGCACAAGUCUAAAUGCAUUGUCUUCUACGAUAGAGUCAUUGAGUUCCCUUGGGAGUGCCCAACAGCUGAGACACUGCUGGAGAAGUUCAAGCGUGAGGGUUGGCGAGGACAAUGCUUUAAUCUUAAAGGACACUAUCGGGAAUUUGCCGUCUCCUUCGACAAAUACAUUGCCGGGGACAGGAUGACGCAAGAGUCCAAAGACUUUGCUGACAGCAUCCGACAGCGCUCGCCGCCGACCCAAGAGGAAGCGAGGCAGAGCCAGAAGUCAUACGAAGAGUGGCUAUCGCGUCUCGGCGCGGAGGAUCGUGUGCCUGGGGCCGACCUUGACGCAGAGACUUUUGAAAAGAGAAUGGCAGCGGUCACGGAACACCAGCAGGAGCUGGAAGCGGAGUUCAUGAACAGAUUCCCCGAGCUUUAUAAAAAGGCCCGGGACCUGCAGCCGGCUGCUCCUGAUAAGGCCAGCUCAGACAAUACAAAGGGCAAGGGCCACGACAACUUUGAUAGGAAAGUCCCUUUCGUAGAGCCGCUUGCGAGAGGUAUCGAGAAGAUGCAAGACGCAUCUGGCUCCCGGACAGGCUACUCCUUUCCGGGCGAGGAGGGUGUAGACAAGCUCGGGGAGCGUCCGUCGCAGGACUUCGACAAGAUUGAUCCCAAGCCAUCACAAAACGACACUGCCUUCCAAGGAACUGACAGCAAGCUAUCAGAGGAAUACGGAGCGGGCAGUGGAGACCAGAAGAAGUCAAGUCGAGACAGGACAUUCUGGAAGCGGCUUCGAAGUUCCGGUAAUUCCAGCCAGUGA
Messenger RNA from Phaeoacremonium minimum UCRPA7, 1101 nucleotides. Its product is annotated as putative tyrosine-protein phosphatase non-receptor type 6 protein. The record is from RefSeq and is a predicted model, not a curated record. NCBI's taxonomy places the organism in Eukaryota, Fungi, Ascomycota, Sordariomycetes, Togniniales, Togniniaceae. The transcript has 3 exons. The coding region runs from base 1 to 1101 and encodes 366 amino acids.